Molecule: messenger RNA, 3081 nt
Organism: Kalmanozyma brasiliensis GHG001
Lineage: Eukaryota; Fungi; Basidiomycota; Ustilaginomycetes; Ustilaginales
Product: P-loop containing nucleoside triphosphate hydrolase
Exons: 2
Coding region: 1-3081 (1026 amino acids)
Cellular component (GO): nucleus
Molecular function (GO): DNA binding
Source: RefSeq, a predicted model, not a curated record
AUGGUACCGCCACCUACUUCGUCGCGCGGGUCGUCUUCCGCCACGAGCUCUUGCGCAGGCAUCCCUGCAUCAACCCAGCAGACCGAUCCUUCUACCGCUGCGCCUGUCGAUUCUCCCCUCGGAACCGCCACUGAUACGACUGCGACGGAAGGUGCAUCGACUCAACCUGCGACCCAGACACAAGCUGCAUUGCAUCCUUUCUUUCGACCAGGUGGACCUUCAACCACGUCAACCGAGGACGAGUCCGAUUCAGAACAGAAGCGACCCGGACGCUCGAGCCGCACCAGAGCCCCUGUCUCCUACCGCGAAGAUCUCAAAGCCGUCCUCCGUGCAGACAAAGCGCAAGAGUCAGCGCGGAUUAAGGAAGAAAAGCGACAAGCAAAGCUGGAGGCAAGGGACGCCAAAAAGGCGCAAAAGUCCAAGAAGACAAAGCCGGACGAGGCUUCUUCCGACAAGGGCAAAGAUGCGGACGACUUUGAGCUCGUCGAGACUCGCGUGGCGACGUCACCAUCAAAGCCAGCGGCGGGCAAAGGCGGCAGAGGCGAUGCAUCAAUAUCUCCCGCCGCCUCUUCGUCAUCGAAGGCCCAGCAGCCACCCAAACAUAUCGAGCCAAAACCGCUCAGUCUGGCCGUCAAAGGCACUGGCGCAGCCGCCACUGCCAACCCUCAUCCAUUUUUCGUCAAGAAAGCCAAGCAGCAGCCUGAAGCGCCAAUAGAGGUACCUGAUAGCUCGAGUCCGGCCCCAGAGCAUCCCGACGAAGCGCCGACACGGUCCCACGACACAAAGGGUAAAACAAAUGCCGCAGUGCCCAGCUCGACAUCUAGUAGCACCCCAGCAUCGUGGAGUCUGUUCUCUACUCAGAGGAUCUCUUCUGCAAAGCCAAAGAAGCCACUCAACGCACCCUGGCCAACGACGGAAGAUACGCAUGUCUCAGGAUGGACCCGCAACGAGAGCGAGGUUCUCUCCCGGGCUCGCUCGGAUCUGGCCGCUUUUCACUCUCGUUGGGCAUCAGGGGAAACAGCAGCCUCCUCGAGACAGAUCUAUGACGCACCGCUGCCUGACUUUGUCUGUCGUAUGAAUCGCACUCGACCACAACCCGCGCUAGAAGGCAUCUCCCUCACCGGCUCCGACGAGUUCAAGUCGACCGACGAUUUUAUCGGUCAGAUCGAGAUGAUGCACCUCUCCCAGCUGGCGGUCGCGUCCACCGUCGACCAGGCUGAAUCCUGCCGCAAGACAGGCCAGCUAUGGAACGACGCCUUUCGCCCGCACCUCUCUUGUGGCUGCCUCGGCAACGAAGGCAAUGCCAGCUACCUGCUCGACUGGCUGCGUCGGCUGCUCGUCGCAGCGCCUGGCUCGGUGAGGACCACAGACAGCAAGCGCAAGCACGGCAUUCAGCGUCGGGUCGAUCGCAAACGCAAGAAAAGAAGGAGGGGAUACAGCGACGACGAGGACAGUGACGAUAUGGCUAACUUCAUCGUCGAUGACGACGAGGAUGAUGUGGGCGAGUACGACGAUUCGAUUGCGGAUGACGAGGUCUUUGGCAAAUUUGGUCGGAUUGAUCGUCAGACGGUGCUCACCGACGAUGAAAGUGUCGAUCUCAAAUCGUCCCAAGGCACCGCUCCUGCAGGGCCAGCAUCGACUGCACAGCCACCCGCAUCCCAAUCGAGCAAGCACGCGGGCUUCGCAUCGCUCGACAAGCUCACCAACUGCAUGGUCCUCACCGGUCCCAGCGGCAGCGGCAAAACCGCUUCGGUCUACGCGUCCGCCUCGGAGCUCGGGUACGAGGUCUUCGAGCUGUACCCGGGCAUGGGUCGACGCAGCGGUCGAGACCUGCUCGCUGCCGUCGGUGACUUGGGACGCAACCACAUGGUCUCCUCCGGUGGCGUGGGAGGUGGUGCCACGUUCAAAAAGCCCGCCGCCGCUGCGCCGAGCGGCUCAUCGACGGUGCGCCAGUCGCUCAUCCUUAUCGAAGAGGCGGACAUCCUGUUUGACGAAGAUAAGGGGUUCUGGGCUGCAGUCAUCGAGCUGGUGGCAGAGAGCAAACGACCAGUUGUCAUCGUGUGCAACGAACUUGACCUUGUGCCGGUGCACGAUUUGCCCGUGCAGCAGAUCCUGCACUACGCCACGCCGCGAAUGGAGGAGGCGGUAGCGUGGGUGCAGACUGUAGCAUCGGAGAUGGGCCGCUUCCUGCCUGCGGACGAGGUGGAGGGUCUGCUGCUCCAGUUGCCCGGCACCGAAGUCGCUGUGGACCUGGAGGACGAGGCGCAAAUCGAUCUUCGCCAGGCGCUGAACCAGGUGCAGUUCGGGCACUUUGCAUGCGAUCCGCCGGUGUCGCACGCAGAUGCGCAGCAGCGGGACUUUCUGGAGACGCAAGCGGCGAAGGAGAUGGAGAUGCGGGCCGUGGCGCGCGCGGCAGAGUCGAGCAGUCUCGCUGAUGUGUUCGAGACUGGGCUGGGAAGGGGUGUACAGGCGGACGUGUUUGGCGAUGCGGGAAUGGAGACGUCAGCGACGUCGCGGCAGUGGGGGUCGUGGGUGCAGCUGGUGGCUCAACCGCUGGCGUGGCAUCAGCAGAGGCAGGCGCUCGCGGGCAGUGCAGAGAUCGAGUACAGGAGCACGCUGGCCGACAUCCACGAGCGUCUCGGGCUGGUAGGGCUGCCGUCGAUCAUGACUUGUGACGGCGUGCACGAGUACGGUGGGGUUCGAAUGACGGACGCUCUUCUCGAGCGAUUACAACACCGCGAGCGCUUGAACCUACGCACCCUCGUCCGUCCCCUUCUCAUCCACCGUCACUCGGCCUCUCAUCUUCCACCCUCGCUCAUCACCGACUAUGCGCCUCUGAUCCGCCUCAUGGCGCUGAUCGAUUCCGACCUGGCCGAGAUCCACGCCUCGCUCCAACAGGCGCACGCAGCGGACCCGACCAACGCACCCCUACCUUCGGGCAGGUCGACGCGCAACUCAUCCCGGGCGCUCACGUCGUGGCUCACCGGCAGCGGUGGGCAGGAGUACGGGUACGAGCGGUGGCUCGCCGCGCUUGGCCCGGGCGAAGUUUUGGCUGCUAAGAAGACGACAUUGGUGUUUUAA